AUGGAAGAUAUCGACAGACAGGCGUCCAAAAAUGUAGAUCGUACAGAGAAGGAUAUCCUUGUCUCUUUAGCACUGAAUGAGCCUGUAUUUUCAGGCCUAGAACACCAGCUGGCAAAGUUUCGGUCAGCGUGUCAAGACUUCAUCUUUAUCGAUUUUGCUGCAGCGGCGGGCAAAAAUAUUGAAGCCCGCUUAUGGGAGGCACAUUCGAGAGUCGUCAACAAGUUCAGACCAUUUCUUGCCAAGUUUCGUGAGGGAGAUGGCAAGAAGAAGCAUGUUGAGCGCCGAAAGGCCGAGAAGCUCUUCUUAGACUUCGUCAAGUCGAGCAUGCGUUUCUAUCGUGGCUAUAUACACCGACUCGCUUCCCAUUUCAGGGAUGUCCCAGAGGUCGUUAAUGUUGCCGGGAAGCUUAAACUCGGCCCACUCUCACGAGAUGUUCCUCAGACAGUGGAUUUCGCGCUCAAGAAACAAAUCCUGAAGUCAUGUUACGUUUCCCUGGUCCAGCUAGGGGAUCUUUCUAGAUAUCGAGAGAUGGAGUUACAAACCAAAGAGCGUAACUGGGGACCUGCCAAAGGAUAUUAUGACCUCGCCAUCAAACUCAACCCGACUUUAGGAAUGGCCUACAAUCAACUAGCUGUCAUUGCAUUGACGGACCAAGACCAUCUGCGCAGUGUUUAUUACCUCUAUCGAGCGAUUUCCGUCGAAGAUCCACCUCGCCAAGCCAACGGAAACCUAGAACUUAAAUUCAAAAAGAUUCGCACGAGGUCAUCCCAAGGCGAGCCAAUCUCGAGUGGCGAUGCUCCGGCUGAAGCGAGCAGGAACCUGCACGAGCGCUUCCUCCUCUUUCAUGCUCAUUGUCUAGAGAAAGACUUCGUUGCAUCUGAUGACCAGCAGGAUGAAAUUCUGGAGCUUCUUGCAGAUGAACUUCGAGAACGACCAUUCGACACCAUCAUUCGAAAGUUCUGCUUAAUCAAUAUCGCGGCCGAGGAGUGUGCUGCCAAAAAGGUCCAGGGUGAUCCGUCAGCACUCCAAUCCUUUGAGAUUUUACAACACUUCAAUGCUCGUACAUUUUCCCUUUUGUUGAAGCUUUUACUUGAUGAGUUUCAACUCCUUGUAAAGGGCACCGAUGGUACUACAACCAAAUAUCCCGACAGACCCGUUCAAAUCACUGCGACCACUCGCCGGCUUCUUCCCCACCUCAGAUUAUAUAGUGGAUGGCUGUUGAGCACUGUGCCCUUCAUUCUUGUGAGCGAGAAAGCCCGAAUGAGAGAGCUCUGGCGGAUUUAUGCAGAAGCUCUUAGCCUGUUCACGUCGACGUUUUCCCUUACGAAGGUGCCCGAGCUGCCGUACAUGUUGGACGAGGAUCAAGAUACCCUGGCUUUUACUCCAUUCAGCGAUUUCGUUCGAGAAACUCGUUUCCUGGAUGCUGCCGGUCAGAUGAAACCUUCCUACGACGGUGAGGCCUUCGACCCCCGGUCGUCCGAAGACGAAAUGCUCUAUCGAAUCAAGUGCAUGGUCAGAGACGGCAUUUACCUCUGCAAGAGACAGCUCAAGGGUCCUUUUGAAUCAUUGUCUAUUCCUCUCUAUUUCGCAGAUAAUCGUUUCAACUUUUACGAGGAUAAUGACUCUCAACUCGAGAACGUUAGCACGGCUUCUCCGAAAUAUCAAAGCUCAAGGAAAAGCCUAGGUCGUGGUGAAACGGAGUAUACAAACCGAUCCACACGCACCGCCGCCCAGCUUUUGAGCCACCACGAAAUCAUCUCAGAGGCCGAAGUCUCGGAAACGAUGGAGAGAAUGGUAAACAAUCUUACGAAACCCGAAGUUCCCAAGUCAGUUACCAAAGCAAGUCAGUUCCAUGGUACGCCGACCUCGACUUUGUCAACGCCGGUCGCACAGUCAUUCGGUGAGAGAGAGGUUUCGCGGUCGCAACCGACCAGACUUACCGCUCAAGAUUUAGUGCGACAAAUGCAACAAUCGUCGCAUGCAUCGUUCCCGAUGUUGCAGGGUCAUCAGACGAGCAUGCCGACAUUACCUGACUUCUUGAACAGUCCUUUCGCGCCACAACCUGGAGAGAUGUCAGGAUCUUCACCUCGUCCGAAGUCUUCUCACCGUUUCCCGGAUACAACGACAGCGGCCUCGUAUCUAAGCAGUUCCGCUCAGUUUCGCGCCGGAUUUAUGCAGACGGAACAUGAAAUACAAACUCGGAGUUCGUCAGCGGAAUCCUUUCAUCCUACCAUGUCAAUCCCUUACGAAUCUGCUCAAAACCAUCCCUGGCUUCGCCAACAUGAUCACUUCCAGCCUCAAUCUUCAUCUUGGCAAAAUGCGUUUAGCCCAGUUCCGGUGCAAGAGACAGUCAUUGCGCACCGAUCUCCGGAUCCAUCUCCUUUUGGUGCUAUUGGUGACCCACGGCACAAAGGCAAUCAGGUGCCUCCUAGUGGUCAGACCGGAUAG
Molecule: messenger RNA, 2448 nt
Organism: Rhinocladiella mackenziei CBS 650.93
Lineage: Eukaryota; Fungi; Ascomycota; Eurotiomycetes; Chaetothyriales; Herpotrichiellaceae
Exons: 6
Coding region: 1-2448 (815 amino acids)
Biological process (GO): nuclear-transcribed mRNA catabolic process, nonsense-mediated decay
Cellular component (GO): telomerase holoenzyme complex
Molecular function (GO): telomeric repeat DNA binding; telomerase RNA binding; protein binding
Source: RefSeq, a predicted model, not a curated record